Ochlerotatus camptorhynchus is the source of this 655-nucleotide messenger RNA. It is a transcript of the gene PDCD-5, whose product is annotated as programmed cell death 5. The transcript is spliced from 2 exons. The record is from RefSeq and is a predicted model, not a curated record. NCBI's taxonomy places the organism in Eukaryota, Metazoa, Arthropoda, Insecta, Diptera, Culicidae. Gene Ontology annotation, cellular component: nucleus; cytosol. Gene Ontology annotation, molecular function: DNA binding. The coding region runs from base 56 to 442 and encodes 128 amino acids.
UGAAAAAGUUAAGUUUCAGUUAAUAGCAUAAACGUUGAACGAACUAGUCGGAAAUAUGGCCGAUCCAGAGCUACAAGCGCUCCGCCAGCAACGCCUCCAGCAAAUGCAGGGUGGCGAUCCGGAGCAACAUAAGGCGAAAGAGGAACAGAUGGCCGCACAGGAGGAAAUGAAGAACUCGAUGCUGUCGCAGUUGCUGGAUCAGAAUGCCCGUGCUAGACUGAACACACUGAAGCUGAGCAAACCGGACAAGGCUCAGAUGGUCGAGGGAAUGAUCAUCCGGAUGGCACAGAUGGGUCAAAUCGGCGGCAAACUGGACGAUGCCUCGCUGGUGAAGCUGCUGGAGAGCCUGAAUCAGCAGAUGCCCCGGAGUGGAUCGACGGUUAAGUUUGACCGACGACGGGCCGCGCUGGAUUCGGAUGAUGAUGAUGAUUACGGCAUUUGAAGGUGGUCCAGUGCUGGUCGGAAGCGUCGUUGGAAGAUGGGAGGACGCCGGGAGGAAUGAGAAGCAGGAUAAUUUUGAAUUGCUUGAUAUUGGGCGCGGAACGCAGAAGGCAGACCGCGACCGGUUUUGUGCUUGCUAUCUGGUUCGCUUGAGCAAACUCUGAUUAAUAUUAAUCUAACAUUGAGGAAUAAACUCGUUUAUAACAAUAGACUU